Molecule: messenger RNA, 1259 nt
Organism: Formica exsecta
Lineage: Eukaryota; Metazoa; Arthropoda; Insecta; Hymenoptera; Formicidae
Product: odorant receptor 43a-like
Exons: 7
Coding region: 1-1197 (398 amino acids)
Biological process (GO): detection of chemical stimulus involved in sensory perception of smell; sensory perception of smell
Cellular component (GO): plasma membrane
Molecular function (GO): odorant binding; olfactory receptor activity
Source: RefSeq, a predicted model, not a curated record
AUGGACAAUUCUAAAUAUUACGGAUAUGCAGAUUUAGAAUGGGCCAUUGGAAUAAAUCGUUUUACUUUGGAGAUAAUUGGUUUGUGGCCUGACGAAAAAUUAAGCCGUCGACAGAAGUUCUUGGCAAAUCUGCGCGCUUUCAUCAUUUUUAUUACGUUGAUUCUCGUGCAUAUAAUACCUUCGAUAUUCUCAUUGAUAAGAGUUUGGGGCGAUAUGGUGGCAAUAAUAGAUAAUUUGCAAAUCACGCUACCCUUUUCAGUCUGUGCCACAAAAAUCAUCAUCAUGUGGCUUCGUAAAAAAGAUCUCGAAUCAAUCGUAAACAUGUUGGUGGCCGAUUGGAUUAAAACGAAGACUGAGGAAGAACGCGACAUCAUGAUAAGAAAGGCGAGAAUUGCAAGAACGCUUAUCAUAUUUGGCUGCAUCAUGAUGGUCUUCGCGAUAUUUAUUCUCGUCAUCCCGCCGUGCUUCGGGUACUACAUGAGAUACCUGACAAACAUAACGGACCCGGGGAAACCAUUGUUAUUGCAAACGUAUUAUUUGCGUGACAUGACGGUGAGCCCGUAUUUUGAGAUCACAUUUGUCGCUCAAGCCAUGACCAUCAUACUGGCCGCGUUCACUUACACGGGUAUCGAUAAUUUUCUGGCACUGCUCGUCUUUCAUAUCUGCGCCCAAAUGGAGAUCCUUAGAGACCAAUUGCUCAAUAUAAAUGGAUUCAAGGAUUUCAACGUUGGAUUGUCAAUGAAUGUCCGGAAUCACAUACGUCUUAUCAGGUCUGUCGAUAUCAUUGACAAAACGUUCAAUUUAAUGCUCCUGGCAUUGUUAGUGUAUUUUGGUAUAUUGUUUUGUCUUCAAGGCUUUCUGAUCAUUAGCAUGAUUGAUGAUGGUGGCAACGUCUCUUUUGUACGAAUAUGUUGGCUCGUGUCAGUACUCAUUAAUACGUUCGUUCACAUGUGCGUUUAUUGCGUGGUCGGUGAAAUUCUCAUUGAAAAAUGUGAAGGUAUAUGUUAUGCGGCAUAUGAUUAUGCAUGGUAUACGUUGAAACCGAAUGAGGCCAGAAGUCUGAUGUUGAUAAUGAUUCGCGCCGAAAGACCUCUCUAUAUUACCGCCGGAAAAAUAUUUCCAAUGACGUUAUCCUUGUUUUGUAGCUUAAUCAAGACAUCAGCUGGUUAUAUAUCCGUACUGCUCGCUAAUCGAUGAUACUUGGACAUUGACUUGAACAAUCUUCGAUAGAAUCUCUUUUGAUAAAGCAAUAAGAAUAC